Messenger RNA from Lindgomyces ingoldianus, 3498 nucleotides. Its product is annotated as Creatinase/aminopeptidase. The transcript is spliced from 5 exons. NCBI's taxonomy places the organism in Eukaryota, Fungi, Ascomycota, Dothideomycetes, Pleosporales, Lindgomycetaceae. The coding region runs from base 279 to 3404 and encodes 1041 amino acids. The record is from RefSeq and is a predicted model, not a curated record. Gene Ontology annotation, molecular function: metalloaminopeptidase activity; manganese ion binding.
AACACGAGCCUUUUUCGCCUCCCUUAACCCCAGCCAGAAAGUUUUUGGUGAGCAUAAGCAAGCGCAGAGAAUUGAACUUUAUUGUUCGUCGGUGAGAGUGACGGCUAGUUGUCCGCAGGUACUUACUGACCGGAACGCCUCCUAGCAGCCCGCUUCCGAUUUGGCCCCCGCUUCACCGGUCAGCAUCCACUGUGCCUUAAUUGAUCGUCACGACGCGCGAGGGAGGACACAUAUCUGAAGAGUCCCUUUGAGUUUCUGAGUGAAAGACGGAAUUGAAAAUGGAGCAAAUAGAUGCUGGUAAUCUUGCAGCGAGACUGAGGUGGGAACAGCAGGACUAUUCGCUCCAUGUCGAGGCUGCGUCGAGGCUCGAGAAGUACCCUGCAAAACAACACGCGCGACGCGUGGUCGAGAAGUUAGGGGUGCCGGAUGGAUUGGUCUAUCUGCCUGGCGAACCUCAACGAAACAAUGAAGAUAGCGAUAUGCCUAGGCGCUUUCGCCAGAAACGGUAUUUCUACUAUCUGAGCGGAUGCAAUGAGCCUGAUUGUCACCUGACAUAUGAUAUCCAAAACGAUACUCUCUCGCUCUUCGUCCCCCGAAUCAAUCCUAAAAGGGUAAUCUGGAAUGGACGCGGAUCAACACCAGCUGAGGCUAUGGAUAAGUACGACAUCGACCAAGUCUUUUAUAUCGAUGAACUACACGACUUCAUUGUGGAUUGGAGGACGUAUUACAGAGGUAGUCUGUAUAUCCUCCAUCCAUCGCAGAAUCCCCUGAAGCCCGGGUCCAAGGAUGUUGAUUCCGGCGAGCUGCAGCCAGCGAUGAAUCUCGCACGUGUGAUCAAGGAUGAGCACGAGAUCCGAAUGAUCAAAAAGGCCAAUGACAUUAGCUCCAGAGCACAUAGAGAAGUUCUCGCAAACAUCACUAAGUUCAAAAAUGAAGCCCAAGUCGAAGGAUUAUUUCUUGAUGUCUGUAUCUCAGAGCGAGCGAGGGAGCAAGCGUAUGCACCGAUCGUAGCUUCCGGUCCGAAUGCGGGAACCCUGCACUACGACGACAAUAACGAGGACUUUGAUGACCGCCAGCUCAUGUGUCUAGAUGCGGGAUGCGAAUGGGAGCUUUAUGCUAGUGAUAUCACGAGAUCUUUUCCGUUGUCCGGUCAGUGGCCGAGUAAGGAGGCAAAGGAUAUCUAUAGUCUCGUUCAGAAGAUUCAGGACACUUGCAUCCAGAAACUAGCACCGGGUGUAAGAUACCUCGACGUGCACAUCAUGGCUCAUCAGAUUGCUAUUGAGGGGCUGCUUGCAUUGGGCAUUUUACAUAACGGGACAAGUGAGGAGAUAUACAAAGCGGGAACUAGCAGAGCUUUCUUUCCACAUGGACUUGGGCAUCACGUGGGCUUGGAGGUGCAUGAUCCGGGACAGGGAGAUUUGAUGAGCAUGACGAGAGGAAAUCCGAAGUAUGAAAAGGCACCGUCAAUAUUCCCUGCAAAUUUCCACCUUCCAGUCUACGAUUCUCAAACAUGCAGAUCCCCAGCGGACCCUCAAAGCGGGUAUCUGGAAGAGGGAAUGGUUGUUACAGUCGAGCCUGGAAUCUACUUUUCUACCUACGCUCUCAACAUGUUCUACCUCCCCAAUCCUAUCCACUCCAAGUAUAUCAACACCGAAGCCGUGGCGCGCUACAUAGCCGUUGGCGGCGUCCGCAUCGAAGACGACAUCCUCAUUACUUCCAAAGGUUACGAGAACUUGACCACAGCACCGAAAGCCGAAGCCAUGCUAGAGAUUAUUCGAAGCGGGAAUGCUCAAUGGCCAUUUAUUUCGGGAUCCACAGAUCUGGGUCCUGUAGUGGAUUCUAGGAUUGAGAAGAAGCCGGCAGAAGAGGAAGAGAGGCCACUUUUGCGUGCUCCAGGGAUCAAGAAAGGUGCUGCGGAGUCGAUUUUGAAGCCUCUCAGGAGGGCGCAGACUCUUCCCUUACAAUCUGCCAGCAAUCACCGAUCCACAAACUUUGAGCCAUUCAAAGGGCCACCUCUAUUCCCCAAGUUUAAGCGAGCUACCACGCUCGAUGUAAAUGCCAGCCACAGUCGAAACCAGCUAUCCGUGUCCACGGAAUCCCAAGAACCAAAACCCCGGAACCCCUUUUGUGGCGAUGAUACAUCAAGCCUCACGCACGCCUACUUAGACUUCAUACAAGACCGACCUCGUUGGCACCGAACACUAGUUUCAAUUCCUAGCUCCCCAACUGAGGUUAAACCUGUUUGCAAGAAAUGCACAAUCCUAGCGCAGACGGUCGAUCGACUAAGGCUGAAUCUCAUGAAGUCGGAGCAAGAACUGCCGAAAUUGGGAGUCAAGCCUGCAGCGGCAAGGAAAGCUCCAGAGAUGUCGGAAUGGCCCAGGAUUGAAAGGGCUGUACCAAUGUCCCCAACCAGAGCAGAAGAGAAGUGUAUCGAAUCCAAUGAAGUGAAACGUGCGUUCGAAAGGUUACCCGAGAAGCCAGAACCGUAUCGUCAGAGUAUGCCAAAUCUGCCGCAGCCUCAUGAUGGAACUGCCCCACGGUCAGCUACCCAACUUGUACGUCCGAUGUCCAUAAUCCCUUCGACGAAAUCUUAUAGAAGCUGCCGCCUUUCGAAUGACGUGCCACUCCCUUCUACAAAAGCGCGUCGGUCAGCUACGUUUGAUGGGGACUUACACACUGCGAGGUAUCCAAGCCAGAAUGUCUCGAGCGCGAACAUCUACGAUCUAAAUGUCCAAACGAGACGAAAACUUCCCGUUCCAAAUGACACUCCAUGUCUCUCACGGGCAACUAUGCUGCAACAGAGACUUUCUGAUCACUUGCCCGCAUCACCACCGGACCUUCCAGCUCGAGAAGUGCCAGUAGCACAACCUUUAUUACCUGAUCCUUGUUCUAGGCUCCGGAAGCCGGUCCACAACUUCAAGGUAUCUAAUAUCCCUAGCCCUAAUAUAGCAAACGGUGGUGUAGAACACCACCCAGAUGUCGUACCACACACGGCCGCGGUGAAAAAUCACCGCACUCUGCCCUGUCCAUUCUGCUCCCGACCCUGCAGUAGCGACGAUGUCUGCAGAAAAUGCCCACAAGGUAUUACGGAAGCUCGCAAACAACGAUGGUUGCAGCCUUUCGAUACGCAAACUCCAGCGAGUCUUGAGUCCAGGGCAACUCCCCCAGUUAGAAUUUCUCAAGCUUCAGCAAAUCCCACACAACAGAACGAUGCACUAGAUCGGAAUCUCAGGAAAGCCAUGGAUAUGCUCUGGGAUAUAAAACAACAGUUACAAAGGUCUGAUUUGGGCACUGAGCGCGUCUGGGGAGAUGAAGGGGCGGAGGGGCGGAGAGAGUGGAGUGAGAGAGUCGUGGGAGAUGUUGGACGGGCUUUUGUGGAGCAGCCAUUCCCGAGACGUAAUUAGUUAGAAAGUAAAAGGAAAGGGAGGGCGAGAGUAAUCAGCUGUAUUUUGUGUUUAUUUUUGCCUGAAGCAAAAAUGGCGCGGCCUUUUAAGUUAA